This is a messenger RNA of Emiliania huxleyi CCMP1516, 4479 nucleotides long. RefSeq lists its product as hypothetical. Lineage: Eukaryota; Haptophyta; Isochrysidales; Noelaerhabdaceae. Bases 1 to 4479 code for a protein of 1492 amino acids. The transcript is spliced from 5 exons. The record is from RefSeq and is a predicted model, not a curated record.
AUGGUGAGCGUCCUCGCUGAUCCCACGGCGUUUGGCUACGUGGAAUGUGUCUGGUAUGCGCUCGAGCCGCUGCCGAGCAACCCACAGCACUCGUUCUGCGACCGCUUUGGGCUGAGCAUGACCGAGCUCGACACCUUGCUUACUCAUACCGAUCCGUCCUUCUUCCCUGGCGCAUUGAAGGAGCUCAAGUCGCUGCGCGAAAGCUCCUUCAAGGCGAGCAUCGUAGCGGCGUGCGGGUCAACGGCACCUCCAGUCUUCAAGCAGACGGUUCGCAGCACUGCGGCGCUCGAGCGCGCUGCCGGCGCCGUCGGCGGCGUCUCGUGGGUGGCCUUUGGGCGGCAGCCGGACGUCACCCCGCAGCAGCAGGUCGACGGCCACGCGGACUCUGUUCAACCCGGCGCCGUCGGCCGCAGAGUCCUCGCUCGACUCGUCGAGGCCCGGCCCGCCCACGAGGCGACACGCGGGCCUCUCGCAGUCGACGAUGCAGCAGCAGCAGCGACGCCUGGGACCGAAGGAGACGAUGAGGACGAGUCAGCGCUCUGCUCGCUCCUAGACAUAGCCGCCGCUCUCGGGGAAGCUGGCGUCGCCAUCGACUUCAAGGGCAUGUCCAACAAGCGACUCGGCUCCGUCAUUCGCCUACCGCUAGGCGGCGCCUCGGGCUCGACGCAGCGGGCAACGCUAAGGGAGGGAGGAGCGGCCAUAGUGCGAGGCAUUGCUUCGAGCCUCAACCCGGAUGGCUCGGGAACGGCGUCCCUGAUCGCCGCCGCGCUGGUCCCGCCGCCGUCUCUCGAGACGAGGCAGCGUGUGGCUGCUGACCGCGCCGUCACCGAGAGCCUGGUGGGGUCGUACCUCGACGCGGUGAAGAGGAAACUGCCAAAGCGCGAGCAGCGCCAGCGCCUGUCGGCUCUCGUGCCCACGAUCGGUCAGCAUGGCUACACGCUGCCCAUGCUCAAGCGCGAGCUAAACAUCAACAUCUCAAGGUUCGAGUACCGCGCGACCCGCCUGCACGCGCUGACCUUUGGCCCCGCGGCGUCGGCUGAAGACGAUCGGCCGAAGCCACAAGGCGUGAAGAGCGCAGCGCUUAAGGAUGCCAUCGCCUUCCUCUACUCGCCUGAUAAUAUGCAGCAGGUCGCGUUUGGGACGAUGUCGAUCCGGCUCAGCAACGGAGAUGUAAUGGAAGUGCCUGCAACCAUGCGGACGAAAGCACGUGAGCAGAUCUACAUGGACUACGCCGAAGCCAGGCGCAAUCCGCGUGGAAAGACGUGGUUCGGACCAAAGCAUAAGCAAGGAUCCUUCCGGUACGAUGGGCUCGGUCGGACUAAGUUUCUAGAGGCGGCCGUGCUAGCAGCCAAGGGCGACCUGAAACAGCUCGGAGCGCUCGACGCCGUCUCGGAGUUUUGCGGCCGUAUGCAGUUCGAAGUCCUCCGUAAAAUCGUCCGUGAGCUAGCUGCGCUCUGCCCCAGCGAUUGCAGCUCGUUCGAGAAGCCUAUCUUGGAUCGCAUCGACGCGGUGGAGGUGCACGUAAAGCGCCAGCUGAAAGCGCACCUCGGUCAUGCAGAUGCGGCCAAGUGCGCGUGGCACUGUGCAAACCACGCGCACGCUGACGCCUCUGGGGCGGAUAAAUCGCGCCCGGCGCCCUGCACGCACGUGCACGCACAGGGCUGCAUGGAGUGUGCUCAGCUCGCGGCGCUGCAAGCCGAUCUCGACGUCCUCCUGACUGCCGCCGAGCGCUGCCUGCAGCGAAACCUCCCUAGCCCGGCGGCGGCUGCUUCCCUAGCCGUCGGCUCGUACGUCGCCUACACGGACGAAGCCGGCCUCACGCACUCAACGGUGGUCCGGGAGGUCCUCGUCAUCGCCGACUGGAAAAUGAAGUUCUUGAUGAGCGUCUUCCGCGAGGCCAUGUCCGAGUUCUUCGGCAAGCGCGGCAUGCCUUGGCACGGCUGCAUGCUUGUCCGGCGCCCGCUGCGCUUCGAGGCCGAUCGUUACGGCGAGGGAGAGUUCGUCUGCGAGUACAAACAUGCAAUGAUGCUCGCGUCGAAAGAGGACGGCUUUGCUACCCUAUCCGCAGUGCACAUCGCGCUCUCGGAGUACAAAUCUGAGAACCCGCACGUCUCGAGCGCCUUGGUCAAGACUGACGGAGCCGCCGCAUACGCGGGCGCGACCUUCACCCUCGGCCUCUCCUUCCUGGGUGAGACGACCGGCAUCGUCGUCCGCGGACACUUCAUCGGCGAAGCUGGGCAGAAUAAGUCUACUCUCGACGGCGAGUUUGCGGUCAGCGGGAGCCAGGUCCGCCGGCUCAUCUGCAGCGGCCUCCACGACGUCCGCACGCCGUCAGACCUAUUCCACGGGUUAGAGAAGGUGCUCUCCAAGCAGGGCGGCCGCACAGUCGCGCUCUUCCGGCCCGCCGGCAGCGAGGAGUUCGCCGUGGAGACGAUCGCUCGCCUCACCCUGAUGUCGGCCCGCGAGUACGUCUACGACGGGUCGGGGUCGUUCGAGGCGCUGCUGCUCCGCCGCCAGUCCUUCCUGGGGGAGGGGGAGCGGCUGACCUCGGCCGACCUCUUCCCGGACGGAAGGGUCGCGCCCACCGCGCCUCAGGUCGUCGCCUCGACGAGCCGCGGGGCGGCGGGCAGCUCGGGGCAGCACGAGCUCGUUGCACGAAGCGACGACAGGGGCCGCGAGGGCAAAGCGGACCGGAAGCUCGUCGCACGAAGCGACAGGGGCCGCGAGGCGCGGGCGAAGGCCAAGGCGGAGCGGAAGGAGGCGGCACAGGCGAAGGUGGCGGCGGAGCGCCGCCGUCUCGCUUCGGAGGCCUCGGUGGCGCGAUCGACAGCGCGGUCCUACCGAUGCUGCGACAUGCCUGGCGGCAUGCACGGCUGCGAUCGAGUCUUUGUGCGCCUAGGGGCGUUAAACAGGCAUCUGGAGCAGGGUCGCACCAACCCGGAUGUGCACCAGUCCGGUUAUGUCCGAUGCUACCCCGCCGGCGCGCCUGUCGGCAGGGCGAGCGCCGGCGACGUGCUUGCGCGAGCGGUUGCCGCACAGGCAGGGCGUGUCACCAUCCACGGCGGCGAGGGCGGCAUCGCCUCGCCCACCCUCUGCCCGGUGGCCGAGCUGCAGCUGACGCUGUGCGAUGGGACCGUGUGCAAGCCGACCCCUCCGGAGGCUGGCUAUGCCGGUAACCAGCAGGGGCGGUCGAAGCCGCGCCGCAAGUCUGCCAUGCAGCUGACCUACGUCCUACUCGUCGGCCACGACGUGAAGGACGAGAAGGGGUACGAGAACCUGCACGGGCACGAGGCGAGCCAGCUCAUGCUGGAGUGGGGCACGGCCGGCUUUGCCAGCCGUUUUGCGGGGGUUGGCAAUGCGGCGGCCACGCAAGACGGGCAGCCGCACCUGCCGCGGACGGCGCAACUCUCGGCGAGCGAGCUCACGCCGCUGCUUAUGCUGCCCCGGGCGAAGCUCGAGGCUCGCAUCCUGAAGCUGAAGGCAAAGGAGCGGCGCCCCUGGGUCGCCGCAAAGACGAGGAAGCGGAAGCGCAGCGCCGUCCCUGCCGGCCGCAAGCAGAAGCCCGACAGCGCGGCCAUCCUGCGCUCGGCGCGCGUCAAGCUUCGGCGCGCGGGCUGGGACAUCGCCGCCGCAGUCGGGCAGAGGGGCGGGCGGCGGGCGGACCGCCUCACCGUCCCGGAGCUGAAGGCUCUCGUGGCAGGCCGCGGCUGGAAACUGGGGAAGGGUGAGAAGGCCAACCAAGGCCCCCUGCUUGCGCUCGCCGAGCGGAAACGCAAAGAGGCGCGCGACGCGCACGCUGGCCGCCACGGCGGCGUCGCCCGGCCUGAGGACGGCCUGGACGAGUGCUGGGCGCCUCAGCCCGAGGAUGAGGUGUCAGACGACGGCGCGGGCGGCUCGGAGGCGAGCGGCUCGGGCGCCGCCGGCGCUGCAGGCGCAACGCCGCCGACGCCGCCACCGACGCCGCCGCCGCCGCCACCAAAGCCGCCGUCGCCGCCGCCGCCGACGCCGCCGCCGCCGCCGACGCCGCCGCCGCCGCUCGCCCCACCCCCACCCUUCUACGCCGACUUCGUCGAGAAGCUCGACGAGACAGUGCGGACGGGCGGGUAUCACGUGGUAAAGGCUGGCCGAGCCAUCCUCGCCAAUCCCCCGGUGGAGUUGGCGCUGGGAGCAGCCGGGUUGCUCUUCCUGGCGCUCUGCUUCUCCCGCUGCUGCUGCCGGCGGCGCGAGCCGCCUCACAAGCGGCUCGUGGAGCCCGACGAGGAGGAGGCGGCGGGGGGCGGCAAGCCGAGUCCGCGGCGGCCGAAGCGCCGCUCAGAUGCCAUGCCGUUCUUGCACGCAAACCGGUCCGCAGCGGAGCUGGAGCUGGCGGAGCAGGUGGCGGAGCUGGAGCGGCACCUCGCCGUGAGCAAGGCCACAAGGCCGGAAGUAGCAUCACUCGUUCAGAUGGCGCGGGCCGCGAAGUCUGAGCGGGAGUCGUGA